Molecule: messenger RNA, 873 nt
Organism: Daldinia childiae
Lineage: Eukaryota; Fungi; Ascomycota; Sordariomycetes; Xylariales; Hypoxylaceae
Exons: 5
Coding region: 1-873 (290 amino acids)
Source: RefSeq, a predicted model, not a curated record
AUGAGCGCAGCAAGUGGGAAGGAUGACUGGCAGAGCUCCAAUAAAUACUGCUAUGUCACGCCCUGCGAUGGCAAGUGUGACCCAGGCGACAUCAAGAUAACAGACCAGAAGUGCGGAACUGGCGACAAACGGAGCAGGCUGUGUUAUCCUCUCUCGGGGGCUCCGGAUCCCAAGGACUAUACAUGGCGAGGGAACCCGUGGUAUUGCAACGACUACUGUCAUGACGACGAGGUCAUGAUGGAGAUGAACAAGUGGGGCGGAGACGACAGUGUCGGUGGGAGCUGUUUCGGCGACGGCCUGCCACUCACCUUCUCGAGCUCGGUGUUAACCAUCCUAGAAGACGUAGCCAAGAUCAUGCUUAGGGUUGUCGGUCGUAGCGUACCGCUGGCCGCGCUGACGGGUGAGGCGCUCCUAUUCGUGCUCGCUGAGCUUGACCUGGACACAGACAAAUACUACUGCUGCCCGAAAGGAGACAUUGACAAGUGGUCCAAUUGUGCAUGGGAUGCUAUUUCGGCGGCGGCGAGACAUGCGGCAUACAGCUUUGGCGAGUGCGCACCUUUUGCUGUGAACCCAAGGAUAGUCUGCUCCUCCUACUCGUACCACUUAAGAAAUGGGACUAACGAAACAUCAGAUUCCCAACAGAACCUUAAUGAUGCCGCCUUCCAGUUCGUCGUGCUCGCGUCGCUUGGGACGUUACAGGUAUCGCCGGACAAACGCGAUGGCUUAUACUGGGGCAUCUUCAACAUGGUCAAGCCUGAAAUCAAACGCGAGUUCACGUACAAGUAUCAGAACACGCUGACGGCUAAGCUCAUCGACGAGACUUGGUCUUGCACCAAGGGCGAUGUAUCGUACGAGGGACACCUACUCGCCUAG